Molecule: messenger RNA, 3450 nt
Organism: Myotis lucifugus (little brown bat)
Lineage: Eukaryota; Metazoa; Chordata; Mammalia; Chiroptera; Vespertilionidae
Gene: FBXO36
Product: F-box protein 36
Exons: 4
Coding region: 346-891 (181 amino acids)
Molecular function (GO): protein binding
Source: RefSeq, a predicted model, not a curated record
AACGCCUGGAUCAACUUCCCGGCGGCCUGCGACCUCCUCCCGAUCCCUUCGAGGGACCAGGAAGGGAAAUGUGAAGCUUCACUCGAUAUCCCUCCGCCGGGGUCACCCCCGCCCCUCCGUGGUAGCAGGAACUAAUUCCCUUUCGGGUCACCGGAGGCCUGAGGUGGAAAGUUCACCGGUCAGAGUGCCUUGAGACCCUGGAAAAAGGGACCAUCACCUCAAGUUAAAAACCCCCUGCCAGCUCAAAAAAAGAAGAGUUCGAUUUAAAGUAGGGCUUUGGCCUCAUGACCCCAACCAAGCCCCGCCUCUUCCUGGUUGUCUUAGCGACGACGGUGGCGUCCCAAGAUGGCGUCGUGGCUGCCGGAGAUUCUGUUCGAAAUUGUAGGACAAGGCAAAGCGCCGAGCAAAGACCACUACCAGAUGUUGAUCACCCGCUCCCAGGUCAUCUUUAGAUGGUGGAAGAUUUCUCUAAGGAGUGGGUAUCAAUCAACAAAACCUGGAGAAGUAAAAGAAUCUCAUGAAGACUUCCGAGAGAAUUCACAUCUUCAGAUUCAAAUUGCCUUGGUAUUCGGUGCAAGAAUAUUGGACUAUGUCUUCAAUUUGUGUGAAGGUAAAAUUGACUUCCUUGAGCGGCUCUCAGACAAUUUGCUCAUGAAUAUCAUUUCUUAUCUGGGCAUUGAAGAUAUUGCCAGCCUUUCUCUCACAUCACACAGAUUUUCAAAGCUGUGCACGUCUGACGAACUGUGGGUGCCAAUAAUUGAGGCCUCUAGUGAAAUCACCCCUGCCAUGAAGGCUCUGGCCCAGGACCAGGGUUGGAGACAAAAGUUCUUCAUUCGAAAGUUGCAUCUCCACAAGAAGCAAAAUCAAAAAAGCCAGGCAGGCGGUCAAUGAUAGGGAUGUUGAGGCAUGGCUGCGUUUUUCUGCUGUGUCCAUAUCCCUUCUCUUUCCUUUCAUUGAAAACUAGGAGGCAUUGCUGGUUCAAGGAGUCAUCUGAAAAGCACAAAGUGCUUACUCACAGAUGCAGCAAACCCCCCUCUGCAGGGCCUUGCCUGAACCACAGUCCUUCCGGUGAAGGUGAAGGUGAAGGUGAAAUCAUGGCCCGCACAAGGGCUGAAAGACAGGAAGCCCACCAGCGAUGUCUUCCCCAUCCUCCAACACCCAAAGUAAAAAAGGCUGCUUCUGCAAUAAAUGGCUACCAGUGGAUUUUUUAUUACAUAUCUGUUUCAUCUAGGCAUUGGAAAAGGGAACCAAGCUUUUGAAUUCUUUGCUGAUGGUAUGUCAUCUGAAUCCAUUCAUGGAGCAGGGGCCACGUAUCGCCAGAGGGGCAAUGGCCUGGGGGGCACUCCCGUGAGUGCCACUGUCUUCCCAACUCUGCUCCUUGUAGUUUGCAUUCAGGACCUGGCCCUGUGGGCCCGGGAUGCUGGGCAUCAUCUCGCCAUGCAGACAACCCCUGCCCUGGCCCUGGGGUAUGGCCAUGCAGACAACCCACCAGGCCAGGCAUGCUCCUUGCAGAUCUUGUCUAGAGCUCAGCCUCCCAGGACUUCACAUUGCCAAAUAAACCUAUAAAUAUUUCCUAGAGGGAUGUGUUUCCCAAAGAAUGUGGACAGUUACCACUCUUAUAACUGUGAUUUUUAAGAACACACGCUGUGGGUAACUGUGUAAAAACCUGUGGUUUGUAUUCGUUUAACUUGGCAGAGGAAUAAAAACACUACAGUUUUAGGGGAGGGAAUGCCACCUUGCUGAGAUGGGUUAUUUAAAAAUAACUUUCUUCCUGCGCUCUCGUGAGGUUUAAGUCCCCCAGUGAACUCAUAGCAGUGGAUAAUCUCAUGACUCCUUUCAGGUUACAGAACAAAGUAGCUUUCAACCUCCCGUCACCUUUCUAACCUCGUUUCUUCAUUCCUGCAGCCUCCACUUUGCUACCUAGAAAACAAUGACAUAUGUAGCCCUCCACCCCACGUCCUCCAUGUCAGAGGGACUCCCCUGAUGCAGUGGGACCUCCCCAAUCGUGCAGAAGAGGUGAACUGCUGGCUGUCCUCCUCCUAGAUUCUUCUAGAAUGGUUUCAUAGCUAUGGCUUAGUGACAGAUAUAUAUAUAUUUUUUUAAUCUUCACUCAAGGAUAUUUUUCCACUGAUUUUUAGGGAGAGUGGGAGAGAGAGGGAAAGACAGAAACAUUGAUGUGAAAGAAACACUUCGGUUGUUUGCCGCCUGCAUGCACCCCGAUCAGGGCCUGGCCAGGGAGGAGCCUGCAACCAAGUUGACUGGAAUCGAACUCAGGACUCUGGUCCGAAGGCCGAUGCUCUAUCCACUGAGCAAACUAGCUAGGGCUUUUUUUUUUUCUUUUUAACUAAACCUGUGUUAAUAGCAAAUCAGAUUUUAACCCCCAUUCACAUAUACCCUUAACACUUGGUCAUAGAUUUCCGGGGACAUCUGUGAAAUCAAAUGUCAGCUGCUGCCUUGCAGGUGAGGAGCCUGUCAAAGUCAUGUCUGGAUUUAGUCCAAGCACAGAGCAAAGAUCUCAUUGGCAAGAGACCCAGGCCUUGUUCUCUGCUCAGGAGUGGUCCUGCCAGGUGUAGGGUGACUGGCAGGCGGGCAGAGGACACCUACUUCUGCACGGCUCCUCCUGCCUACUGGUAUUUCUCCCUGAAGUUCCUUCACUUUUGGCCAGGUUUUCAGUGACAGAACACAGGUCAGUACCAUGUGUGUGCAGCAUUUAUGUGGAUGUACAAUUUGGUAUGUCAACAUAACUGUAUGAAUAUAAAAUCACAACUCAUUUGUUGCAUUGAUGCAAAAUGUCAACAGCUCAAAAAUGUCAUGGAUUGUGUUUUAUCAACUAACAGAUUCUAAAAGCUUAUGGGUGUGCAUAAUGUAGAUUCAACAGGAAUCAGUGAGAACACACAUUUGGCCACUAGAAAACUUUUAGUAUCUGUAUAUAAUACUGUAACAUAAAAAUAGAUGCUAAAGGUAAAUAAUUAAAAUGUUAUUAAUGUGUUGAUCAUUGUUAAAGAAUAGGUUUAAAACAUAGAUUACUAGAUUAUUAAGGUAUAAUUAUUUGCCUUAAUAAUUUGGGUGCCUUAUUACCUGGCAAUCAUUAUUUUUGCCAAAACAUGAACAAUAUCAUCGACCUAAAAUCCUGCAUCCUCUGGCGUGGAAACAUUUGCCCUCCCCCCUCCUCCUUUCCUUGUUAGAUCCUCAUGACAAGCCAUCAAGUGAAAAUAUGGCGAUGCUUUGCCUCUCUGUCUCUAUUGACAGCUUUCAUGGGGAUGGAUAAAUCUGCUUUGUUUAUGACACACCACUUCAGAGUGAAAUGCCACAGCAUUUUAUAAUCUUGCUCUUUCUCAUCUUUCCAGUGAAAAUCAGUGUUUCUACUGUUAUCAUUUACCAUUGUAACUACCAAAGUAAAAUAUUGAUUUUUUUUAUGUUUUAUAUGCUUUAAAGUUAGAACAAUUUAUU